GAUGAGAGCAAGAAGAUGGUGGCGACGCGGAUCUUCGGCACUGAGUGGUGGGCCGGCUGUCUCGGCAACAAGUGCGACCACGUAGGCAAGCACGUCUGGCCCGCCGAGAGCAUCGUCGAGUACCACAUCGAGUUCUGCGACUUCAUCGUGUCCAACUUCGAGGAGUUCCGCCACGCCGCGAAGCCCGAGUACGCACCCCGCCCGUACGUCGACAGCAGGUUCGACUUGUUUUGGCUCGGUCGGAAGCUUCUGGAGCCCGACGGCAAGAAGAAGAGAAAGUUGGGCCGUGUGGACUCGUCUGCGUCGGCCUUGUCUCAACCAGUUGCCUGCGUCAGCCCGACCAUCGAGGAGAUCGAGGAGAUCGAGGAGAUCGAGUCGGAGGACGAGAAGACCGUCCCGCAGGAGCGCGAGCCAGCGAGCCCCACGUCGGAGGUGGAGCAGAUCGCCACCGACUGCUCAGCUGGCCCAUCGCGCGGCGCCCAGGAGGCCGACAUCGAGGCGCGCAGGGCCAUCGAGAAGCAGGACGCCGAGCUCGCCGCGCGCAUGCAGCAGGAGGAGAUGCGGCAGGCCGUGCAGGACUCGGGGCUGCGCGCAACCGCACCCUAUCAUGUUGAGGCUUAG
Messenger RNA from Prorocentrum cordatum, 621 nucleotides. The record is from the annotation of a GenBank genome assembly. NCBI's taxonomy places the organism in Eukaryota, Dinophyceae, Prorocentrales, Prorocentraceae.